Molecule: messenger RNA, 567 nt
Organism: Haemonchus placei
Lineage: Eukaryota; Metazoa; Nematoda; Chromadorea; Rhabditida; Trichostrongylidae
Source: the annotation of a GenBank genome assembly
AUGUCAGGGGCCGACGGAAUACUUCAUCACGCUCAUCUGUACACGCGAGAAAUGCCAGAAGUUCCAUAUGUGAAAACGUACCACGGUGGUCGACGAUCAUCGACACCAGUUGAUCCAAAUGAUGAAUAUGGAAAAGCGAAAUGGGUGUUGGCAUUGUUCCUCACGUCGGCUAUACUUUUCUGCCAGAUUGCUGUCAUUUCUGGUUUCGAAACAGUUUCGUCAUCAGUCCUCCUGUCACUGCUUUUCGUGAUGGUUUUGAUCUCAGUAGUUCUAGGACUGCGCCUAACCACUAAUGACUACUUACAUAGGAGGCAAGGGACAGUGCCAAUGUUUCCUUAUUUGACGUACAUCACUUUGUUCGCACUCAUUUUUGCCUUGGCGUCGACCAAAUUCUUCACAAUAGCGCUAUAUGCAAUAUGGCUAUUUAUCGGUAUGGUGCUGUAUUUCAUGUAUGGUUAUUGGAAUAGUAGUGAACGUCACAACAACAUUUCCGCCAACUGCAAUGACGAGGAUAGCGAGAUGUAUCGUGCCAUUAUUGGAAACGACUACGCGCUUCAGUAUGAGUAG